UCAGGCAUGAUGGCGCCAAACGCCAGUAUCUACUUUUAUGUAAAUAUAUUAUUGAUUUGGUGCGUACCGCGAUCAAGCACGAGCGUUCGCCGUAUCGCGGCCGGCCGUCGUAAGUAGCCCCGUCGCGGGGUAGCGCGCGGACCGCCGGCGGAGUGAGUAACGGACUGGCCUACGCCGCCCGCCUGGAAUCGCUAAUGAGGACAUGUUGGUUAGGCUGCCGUGACACAGAGAGAGAGAGGAGGCCGUUACGCACUUGCUCGCAGCAGCCCGUCGGCGUGUUCGCGGCGGCUCGGGAGCGCGCACGGCGACCGCCGGCGGCCCCGCGGCCGGUUUCACGCCCGCACGCGAUCACGUGCCGCCUCGCGCGCGGAAAUAUAUCCGGCUAAUAGAUCAAUAAUAAGGUAUUUAAUGGUCUUCCCGUGUGUGUGUGUGUGCGGGGGAGACUUGUGGUGGAGUGCUUGCGACGCUGCUGCCAUCUGUAUUGUCAAUGUUGUGGGGCAGCAGCAGCACCAGCAGCAGCAGCAGGAUCACCAGCAGCAGCAGCACCAACAGCAUCAGCAGCAGCGUAAUGGAGUGAGCAUUCUCGCGUUGGAUUUACGAAGCGCGCCCUCGUGCCACACGGGAUCUCACGUUUACCAUGAGACUGAGCGCCGUGCGCGGCCCGCUCGACCGUCGACACGUGCAUUCUGAAGAAAAUCUGCUUUCCAGAUAAUAAAUAUAUGGAUAACUAUGUAGGUGCACACAGCUCACCUGCAUGUGCCACGUACCACUAGCUCAUUUGGUAUAGUAGAAUGGCACAACGAGGCAAAAGAGUCCACAGAAACGACAAUGAUCUGGCGUCUUACCCGGGCGCUAUCAAGAGGCGCAAGUGCAGACUGGGCCCGGCUGCCACAGGUUCAUCGUCACUGGCAGCGACCAUGGGGCCCUCAGAAGAGGAAGAAACGAUGGCGUCAUCCAGCCAAGUGGGGGCAUCCUGGACCCCCCGAACCGUCAGUGAUAUCAAGAUCUCCAGCAUCUACAAUCGGUCGGCUGCUGAGGCACCAGCUGAGUUAUUUCGCAAGGACCUGAUCAGUGCUAUGAAAUUGCCAGACAGUGAGCCGUUGAGUCCGAACGAGUAUUGGGUUAUCACUGAUCAGUGGAAGCAGGAGUGGGAAAGAGGUGUUCAAGUACCCGUUAAUCCAGAUUCUCUUCCUGAGCCGAUGGUCACUCUCACACAGACGUCUCCUUUGAAAUUACACAGCGAAUUCAAAUUGCCUAAAAAGUUCAUAAGAAUAUCUCGUGAUGAUUAUUUUAGCUCGGAAGACCAUCAUUUAAGUACUACCCCAGCAAGAGCAGAGAAAGCCUGUGCUUAUGACCUUGACGAUACUGACAUUGCCUGGUUGGAUGUAUUGAAUGGCGAACGAGCACAGGCUGGACAAUUGCCAAUUACGGAAUCGCAAUUGGAACGUGUCAUGGAAGAGUUGGAGGUACGAUGUUGGGAAAGGAUACAAACGAUUGUGAAGAACGAGGAGGGGCUUGGGAUUGAGUACGACGAAAAUGUCAUUUGUGAUGUGUGCAGAUCGCCGGAUUCCGAGGAGGGCAAUGAGAUGGUGUUUUGUGAUUGUUGCAACAUAUGUGUACAUCAAGCUUGUUACGGUAUUACCUCUAUACCUGAUGGUUCUUGGUUAUGUAGAACUUGUUCGUUAAGUCAAAGACCCGACUGUGUAUUAUGCCCUAAUAAGGGUGGUGCAAUGAAGUGUACACGAAGUGGUCAGAAAUGGGCUCAUGUAUCGUGUGCACUUUGGAUUCCCGAAGUUAGUAUUGGUUGUGUGGAGCGAAUGGAGCCAAUCACAAAAAUAUCCAGUAUUCCGCAAAGCCGAUGGGCCUUAAUUUGCGUUUUAUGCCGCGAACGUGUGGGUGCUUGCAUUCAGUGCAGCAUAAAGACAUGCAAGACAGCAUAUCACGUUACGUGUGCUUUCAAAUAUGGGCUCGAGAUGAAGGCGAUUAUCGAGGAUGAAAUGGCAGACGACGGUGUGAAAUUAAGGUCGUAUUGUCAAAAGCACAGUAGGACGAACACAAAAGACAAAGUUGGCGUUGGCGGUAGCGUAGGAAGUGGUGGCGGAAAGGGUGGUUCGGAUUCUGAGGAUGGCGAGUCCAGACGUCGUAAACGGAAAGACAUGACUUCUGAAGAAAAGAAUCAAGCACGCGCAGCUAAGUUGCAGGAAAUCGAAGCGGAAUUUGAUAAGCAUGUUAGUUUAAAGGAUAUUACCUCCCAGCAAUUGGACAUAGAUCCCGAUAGCAUUGUGUACAUUUAUAACUACUGGAAGCUGAAGAGAAGGGCCGGCCAUAACAAACCACUGUUAGCUCCUCGCUGCGGCGAAUUGUCGAGCGCAGGGGCACGCGCUCAGGGUCAAGCAGCGGACUUGGAGAAAAUGCGCACCUUCGUGCAAUUGCGACAGGAUCUCGAACGAGUACGCAACUUGUGCUACAUGGUGGGUCGUCGCGAGAAACUCUGUCGCUCGUUCCUGCGACUACGCGAGCAGACUUUUCACAAGCAGGCUUUGCUACUUUCUGGACCGCUGCUACCACCGGCAGCGGCCGCCGCAGUCGCGGAAGCGAAUCAUGGACCUUCAAUAUAUGAUCGUCUCUAUUCCCAUCCCGAUUCCGAGGAUCACACUCAUGACUUCGAAACAAUAGUUGCUCGAAUCGCGGGCGUCAAGUCGCCCACACCGGUAUCAAGCGACGAGAAGAAGGUGCAGCCGGACUUCAACGGCGCAUCUAGCAAGAAGCUAUACUUCAAUGGCUCUGUGAGGAGAAAGAGCUUGUACGGUAGCGACUUGUCCAUAAGUAGCAGCGAAACCGAAGUGACAAAACCCACAAAGACGACCAGCAAGUGUACGAGUAAGUCCAAGCCCACUUCCAACGUGAAGAUCGAGAUUGUAUCGAGCUCGGAGGAUGAAACGAACGUGACGAAGAGCAAAACACCCGCCAGACGAAAGUCGAAGAAGGCCAGCGCGCCGGACAGGCCACGACCCAAAACGUUGCGAGACAGCAGCGAGAGCGACAAACUGGACACAGUCAAUAGCAGAUCGCGUACUCUGCAGCAUAUGGAGAAGGAGCUCGGUAGCGCAACUGGAAGCGAGAGCGACGAAUUACUGCCGUUGAGCACUAACGCCGCUUCUCGUCUCGGGCCGUCCGUGGCCUCCGCCAUCUACUCGGACACCGAUUCGGACUCGCUGGAGCAUCACUCCUCCCAUUCGGCCGUGCUCAUCACGAAAGCCGCGGUGAAGGAGUUCUCAGCAGCGGAAAUAUCGAAGAAUUCCUCCCAGAAGAACUUCACGUGUAAGGACGCAGCUAGACAAGAGUAUCAUCACACGGAAGAGCCCACGAAGACCAAGGAGAAUGCAAAGGGCUCCAAGAAGAAAGAGUACAUACCAUCAGCUCUGAUAGUGCCACAACGACAGGCAGCGAAGAAAGCGUCGGAGAUAAUGCAGCGUACUCAAUGUAAAAAGGAGAACACUGCAACCGAGUCCGUGGAGUUCGUCAAGUCACCCGGCGAGGAAUCUAGCAAACCGGCGAAACCUUCGACGACCAAGGAGAAACCGUCCAGCAAGAAACAACGUGACAGUAAGACGCCGAAGGACGUCAAGAAUAACGAUGUCUAUGACUUUGAUAAAGAUUUUGGCGAUGGUACUGAAAUCCUGGCUUACGUCCCGCAACGGCAGGCUGCGAAGAAGGCCGCGGAGCACAUCAAGAGCGGCAUGGGCACGAAAACUACUCAGCCGGAUCUGGAGACCGCGGACGUGAAACCAAAGAAGGAAUUGCUGGAUGGCGGCAAGAAGAAAGAGGUUAAGAAGGAGGAAUCGCCGAAGAAAGAGGAAUUGCCGAGAAAGGAGGAGCCGCUGAAAGAGAGGAAAGGGAAGAAACCGGUGCCCGAAAGCAGCAAGAGUGCGUCAUCCGUGUUGACGAGCAACAGCGAGAGCAGCAGCAGCAGUAGUUGCAGCAGCUCUUCGGAAAGCAGUAGCGACUCGGAUGUGGCAAAGAGUCCGCUGCAGAAAACGUCGAUCGCUAAGAAGGAGUCGAUCUCUUCCUCGACGACCACGACAUCCUCCGAGAGUGAUACUGGUAACCAGCUGAAGGAGGUGAAGAGCAGAACCGUAAACAAACGGCAAGUGAAUAAAGUCGUACACGAAGACAAUGAAACGGAGAAGUCUCUCGCGGGGCGGAAACUCAAGAAGCUGCCCGAUAAGAAGCUUAAAACUUCCGACGGGCGGCAUGGACCAGAGUUUCAGCCGCCGCUUACUGAGAGAGAAGAAUCAGGUCGAACCACUGUUCCUAAAGAAUUGCAACAACAACAACACCAGCAACACCACCACCACCAUCAACAACAACAGCAACAGCAACAACAACAACACCAACACCACCAACAUCACCACCACCAACAGCAGCAGCAGUCACUCGGUAAGAAAGCAGAUCAAAGAGAUUCGUCCAAAAAGUCCAUGCAACCACAACAAACAACUGACCAAAGUAUGCUCGGUGGGUCUCGAGAUAAUGAUGGGUUACGAGGUAUAUCUGGGGCCAAGUCUACCAAGAAAUCCGGUCAGCUUGUUAAACAGGCACAGCAGUCUACUUCCCGAAGCAAGGAGGACAGCGGUGCAGGGUCCAGAGCGAAGUCGGAGACUCGUAAACGAAAAUCAAGCGAGACCGUCGCGAAGGACGAGAAGAUCAUUAAGGAGUCGGUACCGCUCAAGAAAGUGGAGAAGAAACUGAGCGAGAGGAUGAACAAGGAGACCGAGAAGGACAGCAAGUACGAAGUCAGUAGUAAGAGCGUGCCGGAAACGGUGGAACCUCCAAAAGCGACCGAGAACAUAACCAAGGCGGAUGACAAGAAAAUCAAGAAAACGAGCCACAGAAACGCGAUCAAUACACUGGAGGAGGAGAUGAAGCAGCGACGCGCGGAACGCGACGCCCCGAAGAAAUCGUCCAGGGGAUUGGACAAACUGCUCGAGAAACGCGAGCACCUCGACAAACUGUCUCGUAACAGAACGGUCAGUCAGGAGAUGAAGCUGGAGAAAUCUUCGUCCAUCGAGGAGAGCCAGGAAGACAGCGUUAUGGCGCCGGAGAAACCCAUUAUAAAGGAGACUAUCAAGAACGAAGAGGUGAAAAAUCACAUGAGCGAGCAAGCGGCAGCGUUGGACACCGCGAAAGUUGAAAAGGAGGAUGUAGUAAAGAAGGACAUCGAAAUCGUAUUAGAGAAGCCUGCGGAUCGAAAGAAGAAGAUCGAUCAGAAGAUGGAGAACGUUAGUGAGGUGGUGCAAACUGUCGAGGCGGUCGGAGUGGACGUUGCUAAGGAUUCUGACGAUAACGUCUGCACAAAAUCAGCACCAGACAAAGCCAUAGUUGCUGAUGCGCCCGAGAAGGAGUGUCAGAAGAGGAGAAAGUCUGUCAAUCGUUCCAUCUUCUCACCGCAACAUCACGGCGGCAAGGAUCCGAGUGUAUCGGAGCUGUUCGACUUUGACCACGACAUAUUGACGGAUGACUUGGUGAACGACGACGGUAUUAGCAUACCGCGCGACGAGGAGCGCGCGGCGCCGCUAACGUUCUCGUUCAACAAUGAGCUCUGGUUCAAGGAAGACUCGAAGGAAGACAGCGCGCGUGAGACUCUGCAUUUGGUGGAGAAACUCCGUAUGGAACUAUCGAAGAAGUCGAAUUCUAGUCAGUUCGAGUUGGAAUCUGUUCCAGCGGAGGAAGAGCUGAAGAAGGAGGAGGCACUGCCUGCGGAGAAGUCUGCGUUGGAGCAGCAGUCGUCGCAACAGCCACAGCAGCAGCCAUUGCUCCAGGAGAAAGUGGAGGUAUUAGAGCAGCCGGUGGAAGAACAACCGGUCGUGCCUUCGGCCGUCGUGCCGCCUGUCACGGCCGAGAUCAAGAGCGAUACUAGGGAGCCCAUGGAAGUGUCGCCGGAAGAUGAUCUCGCCAGGUGCAACAAGAAUCACGCGAUGGAGGAGAAGAGAAAGCCUUGUUACUCGAGCAAUAAUAGCGAACACUACAUGUACGGGAACGAGGAGCGUGAGACGGCGAAAGUGACAGUGGUAGAGCGCGCGAAGCUAGAGAUGGACGCGGACGCAGACGAGAGGUGGGUGCCGCCGAGCUUACCGUGUCCACCGGAGAACUAUAAUCUCAGCACGCUGAUGGACAACCAGAACCACCGCUACGCCGCCCACCCGCAGUUCCCGAACGACAUUGCCGCAGUGAUGCCGGACACGGCGAAUCCCGACGCCCUGGUUCACCUGCAGCUUAACAUCAACAUGCAAGAUCAGUACCUGAUGCAGCAGACGCACUCGAUGGAACGGGUGCAACACUUGGAAGCGCACGCCGAUCAGUCGCGGGUGCAGUCGCUCGCGAUGAUGGAUCAGCAGGUGACCGGGAUACCGGGGCAGAUCGUGGACGAGAUUACGCCCAUGGAAAUGGUGAAUCGUCACCUGAUCGGUUUGCCGAACUCAGAGGACGACCAAGGCAGCGAGAUGGACCGUGUACUGGACAAGGAUGAGAUCUCGUCGGACAUGAGACAGGACUAUACGCAAAGUGGCUCUCCUUAUAACGAGCUCAAUGGCGCUCGUCCAGACACACGUUGGGCCGAGAGCCAGGUGUUGCCGUCUCGUCGUUCCACGUCCUCGUCCAUCACGUCGGCGUCCUCGGCGGAGGAUCACGCAGCUAUACCACCUUACAAGAGCGUACCUCCGAUCCCUUAUCCACCGUGCACGAUAGACGCGGCGCCUUAUCACUACUCGGAAACUAGUUCUUAUGGUGCCGGCGCGGUGUCCCUGUUUCCGCCGCAGUCUUGCACCGCACCGUUGCCGUACCCGUCACCAGGCACAGCCAUGUUCCCGCCACCUUUCGGCGCGGCCUUCCCCACGCCGCAGUCAUUGUUGCCACAUGUACCGAAGCCGCUGGAGGAGUCGCUCAAUAUGCAGGCAUCUCCGUGCACCGCGGCGUUUACCUCGUCGUCGCAUAACAUGGCACUUACCGCUGCCAUGGUAUCGCCGACGAAGGUUCCCACGCCGCCACCGCCGCAGCCUCCCCAGCAACCAUCGGUGCCACAGCAGCCUUCGGUGACGCAGCAGCAGCAGCAGCAGCAGCAGCAGCAGCAGGUGCAGCAGCAGCAAGCACCGCCACCACCGCCGCAGUUGCAACCGUCUGAGACACCGCAGGGUCAUACGCCAUUAUUGUCUCAGCAGGUCAAUUCUCCCGCUGUACCCGCAUCCUUCCUCAACGCCAUUCCGGAGACGCAGGUGAGCGAGACCGCUGUAGAUAACCUACCGGAAGUACUUACAGACAACAAGAGCGCACCGUCCGGUAAGAAGUCACCCGCUAAGCCAACUAGGACCUCGGCCAGGGUGACGUCGUUGCAAGGCAAGUCACCAGGCAAGUCGCCGCGGCAAGAGACCACCAAGACUGUACCGAGUGCUCGUGGCCGCGGCAGAGGUGCCAAAGGCAACCAACAGUCCAACUAUCGAGGCCGCGGUCGCGGCCGAGGUAGACGCGGCAGAGGCAGCCAGAGCUCCAUUGCGAUGGUACCCAUGGUGUCGAACGCGUUACACAACGACGACUCGAUCCAGAACAAGCUAGUCGGCACCGUGUACGACUUCGAUUCGGACGAGGACUCCGCGAACGAGACCAACAUCGCGGACUUGCGGAUGAUGCGCGAGCGCAAGAAGUCUACCGACGUGAACGAAAAGCGCGGUGAGCCGCUCGGCAUGGCGAACGACGCCAUCCAGUCUCACUUGUCCAGCCCUACGCUGCACAAGAAGUACACGGACGAUAAGAAACUGUCGUCGCCGGCGACGCACGACCAGACCGCACUUACCAAAUCUGACACAAAUGCCGGACCGACAUUCGCUGACACGGUAAUGCCUCUGUUGCCGGGCCCAGUGGAUAUGCGCACGUACAACUCAACAGUGGACCAACCGAGCUCGUCUGUACAUGGCCAGUCGUACGGCAACCAUCUGUUGGGCUCAUUUGCUGCGGGUGUAUCCACGGACCCAAAUCUACAGGACAUGGAGGACUUUGAAAGCGAGCUGCACUCUGUGCUGAAGAAGACUACCGGCAAGCAACAGCUUACUAUCGCGAGCGACGGCUUAGAAUGCACGUGCAUGAAGCCGGAAUUCGCGGAUCCGUCGGCGAUAGACCCGUCCGCUGCGUCUAGCUUCAACGACGCGAACAAAGUCUCUCUGACGGACUCGAGAAACCAGCUGAAGGUGAAGAUCAAAGGCCCAUUCCUCGACGCGAACUACGUCGCAGCGUCAUCGGUGCCUCCGUUGGCGCAGCAAGCGCCGGUGAUCAUCACCCCGGCCGCCAACACCGCGGCCGUGGCAUCUGGCACGUCGAAUCUACGGCGUAUGCGAAAGAAGGAGCUGCUGAGACAGUACUGUUCACAGGAUAUGAACAUGGACGACCCGACACGCGAGAACGUCACCUCCGCGCCCAUCAACAUGCAGCCAAUCAACCACGGCCAACGCACGGUCAUCACCAUCCCCAAGGCCGUGGCGUCCAUGACCAGUAUACCGACUCGGGAGGACUACAAGGCAGUCGUCGACGCGAAUAUGGAGAAGAAACGACGGAAAGAACGCGGCGGCGGCAGUGGUGGCGGUAGCGGCGGUGGCAGUAGUGGCAGCGGCGGCGGCGGUAACGUCGGCGGCGUCGUCGGCUGCGGUGGUGGCAGCACCAGUGGUUUCCUUGAGGUUGCUACCGCCACCGAGGAGGAGGGCAUCUCCGACAGGAGACGCGGUCUCAUAGUCGGCACGGUCGACCGCCGCAGAGGCCGUCAAGCCAGGCCAACCGCUACUACGGUGACGAACAGCGCGCAUCCGAAGCUGAAGAUCAAGAUCGGUAACAGUAUAAUCGGCGGGCAAGAGGUAGGUAACGCACAAGACGAUUGCAGCAGGAUCAGGCCGCCGAAGAAGCGGCUUAGCAGUAUCCCCAGCAGCGCGCCCAGCAUGGAGGAGUUGCGUCGCGAGAGCAUGAAGUUCCGCAAGAUGAUCAUGGCGGGCUUCGACAACGACGAAAAGACCAAGGCGAAGAGCAAGCGCGACAAGAACGGCAAGCGAAAGAGGCGGCAGUACAACAAGAAGGAGGCCAGAGUACAGAUCCUGGAGGGUGACGCGCCCAAACUGAUUAUUCGGUUGGGUAAGUCGGGCGCCAACUCGACCAGCACCUCUUCGGCGACAGUUGAGGCAGCGAGCGACUUGCCUACGGCGGUUUUGCUCGCGCCCGCCGGUGACGAGAACGAUAAUCAGCAAGGAUCAACGGACAAGGACAGUCGAGUGGGUCCGCCGCCACCGGAGCCUUCCAAGGAGGAGGUGGUCUACCCGAUGGAGGGCGGCGUCGACGAGAAGCAGCCGACGGAGCCAAACGCCGGCGCCACUGCUCUGAGGAACGUCCGUUCGGCGAAGGUCACGCCGAUCCGGUUAAAACUGACCCGCUGCCAGGAGGGCUAUGAACUGAAGGAUCCAGUGGCGAGUAACGCGAGUGUGGACGAUGGUAGUGGUGGUAGUAGUAAAAGUAGUAGUGCGACGUCGGCGACGGUGGUGAACUCGGUGACGCAGUUGUCGGUCGGCGCAGUGAGUCAGGAGGCAGCGGCAGUGGAACGCUUGCCGGCCGCCGACGCCGGCGUCGCCGUGGCAACCACCGCCGCCGCGGAGAUGAGACCGGAGGAGCAGCAGCAGCAACACGGAGUACCGGAGAAGCAAUCUUCCAAAGAGAACGAUAUCCCAUUGCUGCCUCAGUCCGCGAAUCACAGCUCGUCAGGCUGUCCGCCCGCACCGCUCCCGCAAGGAUGCCAAGUUAGGUGAUAAUUAAUGAUAAUUGUAUAAUACAGUAAUUAGUGGUUCUUUCUUAGACGAUUCGUUCGCGUGUAUAUUACGUAUACACAUGUCACGGCGCACGUGUCUCUAUGUUGGCGUCUCUCUCGUGUGCGCACUGUACGUACACGCCUCUACACACACAUACAAACACACACGCGCGCGCGCGCGCGCACACAGAUACAUGUACACCACACCCUCACGCGGCAUACAAAUUAACACGACGCAUAAGCAGACACACAUACAGGUGUAUAUUGUUCAAUGUUGAGACAGAGACUCACUAGAAAUGUUGUAAGUGUGUAACAUAAAUUAUUAAUUAUUGUAAAUGAUCUGAGGGUGAAGUGAAAUGUCACAAAGUGCCCAAAAUUUACCAUAAAUACUGAAAACACGUGCAUUUCAGGUGUGGUGAGGAAAUGUAGAGAACGACGGCCCCCUAAGGUGUCACCUUGUUAUUGCGUAAUGUUUCGCGAUCGAAUUCACCGGUGGAGCAGUCGCUCGUCUUUUUGCCUCUCUCGUAUAUAGCCAAUCAGCUCGCCAAUCAGCAAUUGUAAAGAGUCAAAAGCGCGCUCUAAACGCGUAAUUGUUUCUUCGUUAUUGCAUGCUCUAACGGAGCUAAGCGGUAACGUCGUGACGCCAAGUACAUGAUCUAGUGGAAUUGUGGAAUCAUUGAAUUCAUCUGAU
Molecule: messenger RNA, 10517 nt
Organism: Odontomachus brunneus
Lineage: Eukaryota; Metazoa; Arthropoda; Insecta; Hymenoptera; Formicidae
Gene: rno
Product: PHD finger protein rhinoceros
Exons: 10
Coding region: 792-9827 (3011 amino acids)
Biological process (GO): regulation of transcription by RNA polymerase II
Source: RefSeq, a predicted model, not a curated record